This is a messenger RNA of Prorocentrum cordatum, 866 nucleotides long. The record is from the annotation of a GenBank genome assembly. NCBI's taxonomy places the organism in Eukaryota, Dinophyceae, Prorocentrales, Prorocentraceae.
UUCGACGUGAUUACCAUUAUGAUGGACCCGUUAGCUGACCUGGACGAUUGGAUCAAACGAGCAGGCAAGAAGUGGUUCGAGAAUUUCGGUCGCGCCCGGGUGACGAAGCGGCCACGUGAACACAAAGGUUUGCCGAUGCCAAAAAGAACCCGCGACGACACAGGGGCGGCUUUCAUUCGGAUGCGGAACGCCAUCACGUCCUCACUCUCGGGCCCUGUUGGCGACAUCUUACCGAAGCAGGAGAGCGCGGUCACGCUCGGCGACUUGAGCGACAAGCAGUUGGAAGAGAUGCUCUUCAACCAGAAGAAGAUCGACAAGGCCAAGGUGACCAAAGCCCGCAAAAGGGUCCUGCUGCAGAAAAAGCAGGAAGACAUCGCUGGCUCAUGCAUCUUCUCUUUGGACGUGAUUCCCCUGCCGCAGGCCCGUCCAGCGGGUCUCGGCGCGUUGCAGGUGGAGCAGCUGUUGGAGGCAGAUAUCAUCGUCACUGAACAUCUAGACAGAGCGCCGUGCCACGUACUCUUGAGCGCGGGCUUGCACGGGGCCUCCUUGGCUACGCCAGCGUACAUCUCGAGCAAUGGGCAUCAAGGGGCCUGCCUGGGCUACUUUAAAGCUACGAGCGUGAAGCGGAAAAUCUACGUGACGCAUGGCUUCAUGAACACACACUUUGAGGCCGCGUCUGCGUUGUGCGAGUCCCUUCGCGUGGUCGACUGCAAGUGGGCCACGAAUCGCGUCGAGGAGCUGCUCAGGUACAUCGGACCUGACGUGCCUCAACGUGACCGUCGCCAGCGAGAGGUGCUGGCUUUCAUGACCUCCGGCGAGAUCGCUGCAGAGGACCUUGCAAAGGCGCUCGCUCUCAACGGGGUAAG